AUGCAUUUUAGUGAUAAAAUAUCUACUAUUACUGAUAAAUUAAAAGGAAGCAAAAAAUUUGUAUGGAGUCGAGAGGAUACUGAUAUUAUUGAAAGUAUAAUAAAAGAUAUAGAAAAACAAACAUUACUAUAUCACCCAAAUUAUUCUAUGCCGUUUGAAUUAAGAACAGAUGCUUCAAACGUUGCAAUUAGUGCAAUACUAACGCAAGAUAACAAAUUAGUUGGUAUUUAUUCUAAAAAACUUUCUGAAUCUGAAUUAAAAUAUUCCACAGUGGAAAAAGAAUUUUAA
Hepatospora eriocheir is the source of this 288-nucleotide messenger RNA. The record is from the annotation of a GenBank genome assembly. Lineage: Eukaryota; Fungi; Microsporidia; Hepatosporidae.